CAGAAGAUGAGGCUGCCUGGCCCUGCUGUGCCCCUCCAGCUGCACACUGUCACAGCUGCCUCUAGAGUGCUGGCGAGGCUGCAACAGAGAGUACAGUGUACAUGUGUGGUCCCUGAAUUUGAAGAACGCAGUUGGGAAAGGGAUUCGGUUGGCUGAAUCCUGGGAUGCCUUCCCAGGAACAGCCGAAUUGUUUCAUUCCUGACAAGAAAUGGAACGCAGAAUGAAUGACAAAAUCGCCAGAGUUUUUUUUAACCAAUUAUAAGGGCUAAAUCGUCAGUUUCACUGCAAUUCGGUCUGGGCUGUAUAUUCAGAGCUGCAUCUGGCGAUACUGAUCGGGAUUGGAGUUUGUCCCCUGGGUGCAGCAGGGAGAUGUGUUUUGUUUUGAUAUGGAUUCCGUUGUCAAGAGGAACGUCCCACGGUUUACAGGGACAUAGCUGCGUCAGCGAUAAGCUUAAAGCCGCAACAGCGCAAUAUGAGCUCACACCGUCAUUCUCCUGCAGUCAAGCAGCGUCCCGGCGUUAUUAACGUGCUCGAUCCCGACGAAACCGGCCCCAGAAGGUAAGCCAAGCAGCAUCUCAGGAGCACAAAAGCGUGGUGCUUGCUUGGCCUGUUGUGUUCAUCCAGCUCCACACUUUGUUAUCUCGGAUUCUCCAGCAUCUGCAGUUCCCAUUAUCACUCACCCAGAAGGAGCUUCUCUGCAAAGUGAACAGCGAUGCAAAAGAUCUCUCAAUUCAGUUUUCUUGUACUGUGGGGACGACUGGCAUUAAGUAAGGGAUUCAAAGUCCUAAUGCCUAAAGAGCAAGUAAUAGCUAUCCUUAACCAGGUUGUCAUGCUGGAAUGCAAUUUCACUGUGACUGAGGAGCCACCUUUGAAGAACAUAGUUAUCAACUGGCAGCUUGCCAACACCAAUCAGGUUGUCCACAGUUACUAUUAUGGGAGAGACCAGCUAAAGAAGCAGAAUCCUAAUUAUUUCGGCAUAACAAGUUUAUUCCCGGAAGAGUUUAAACGUGGAAAUGCUUCCCUAAGAUUAGAAGGAGUAAAGCUAAAACACAGUGGAAAAUACCAGUGUUACGUCAGCAAUGCAUCUGGAAGUGGUGAAGGAAUAAUUACUGUUGUUCUUGCAGCAUUCUACAGUGAGCCAAGGCUAAUCAUCAAGCAGAAAUCAUCCAGCACCAGUUUAAUGUUUGAGUCUAGCGGCUACCCUAAGGCUGAUAUUUCUUGGUACUUUGGAGACAACAAAGAUGCUUCCGUUUUGUCCAAUACUUCCUACUGGCAAGAUGCUGAUGGACUGUACACAGUCCAAAGCACCAUGGAAAUCAACAAAAUAGAGAACAAUUCAACCUAUACAUUUGUUUUAAGAAAUGCGGUUGUCAAUCAAACCAUCUUGAGGACAUUUACUUUAAAAGCUGAAGAAUAUGGCACUUCGAUGUCAAAAUCGGCCAGCACACUUCUCCUAAUUACUAUUGCAGGCAGUGUAUUAAUCAUAAUGGCACUGGCUAUACUGUUAUAUAAUAAAUAUAUUAAAGCAAAGAGCAUAGAAAUCAUUGUUCCAAAUUUGCCAUGAGAUCACUGCAACGUCCAGCAUAAGCUGAUAGUGGCCCUAAUCAAUUCUCCAGUGGUGUGGAAGUCUCGGUCUGUGUGGAGUUAUGAUGGUUGCAUGUGGGAGACUCGUUUUGAAUACUUCAUUCCAGUGAUGGUGUUUGAAUGGCUGGAAUAUUGCCCAGUGGUCCAUGUGCAGAAGCUGUGAGGAAUCCAUCUGUUGUCACAGAGUCUUUGCACCACAUUUGGCCCAUCAAAUCGAUACUGACUCUUACAGUUGUACUCAUUGAUCCUUGAAAGCUCGCAUUAAUAAGGAAACACUUGUAACAAUCAAUGACAGACACUAUCUAACAUAUGGAAGACCCCCUCGGUGACUGCAUGGGAAGGACAGCAAGAGGAGUGUUUGGUGAUUUGUUGUGGACGAGAUCAUUUUAAAACUGCGAAAGUGAUGAAAAUGCUGUGAGAUACUGAUCAGUCAUUUCUAAAUGCUGAAUGUAUUUAAAUUUUAUCUAAAUGUUACUUAAAAUCUCAACAUUGUUUUCAUUUUUACUCCUUACGUUUCAAUGCUGUGUUUAAAUCAAAAAUAAAAUUGUC
This is a messenger RNA of Stegostoma tigrinum, 2133 nucleotides long. Its product is annotated as CD276 antigen-like. Lineage: Eukaryota; Metazoa; Chordata; Chondrichthyes; Orectolobiformes; Stegostomatidae. The record is from RefSeq and is a predicted model, not a curated record. The coding region runs from base 713 to 1564 and encodes 283 amino acids. The transcript has 5 exons.